Messenger RNA from Fragaria vesca subsp. vesca, 1290 nucleotides. Its product is annotated as probable carboxylesterase 13-like. Gene Ontology annotation, molecular function: hydrolase activity. The coding region runs from base 10 to 1137 and encodes 375 amino acids. The transcript has a single exon. NCBI's taxonomy places the organism in Eukaryota, Viridiplantae, Streptophyta, Magnoliopsida, Rosales, Rosaceae. The record is from RefSeq and is a predicted model, not a curated record.
AGUAGAGAUAUGGCAACUUGUCUUUACGGCCUUGCCAUUUCUAUAUGUCCAAAACCAAAAACUCCAACUCUCACUGUAAACCUCCAUUCCAAUCCCUCUUCUUCUUCAUUCACACGUUUCUCUCUUCCUCUCAGAAAGCCCUGCAUCAUUAUUCGCUCACAAACCUCCUCCACUUCUGCCAUGGAGUCCAAUCCAAGCACUGAAGUCUACAAAGACUUCUCCCCCUUCCUCAUAAUCUACAAAGACGGCCGCAUCGAACGGCUCGCCAACACUGACGUUGUUCCAACAUCGUUUGAUCCCCAAACCGGUGUCCAAACCAAAGACGCUGUUAUCUCAGACGAAACAGGGCUCACAGUUAGGCUCUACAUCCCCAAAGCCAAAGUUACUGAAAACCCAACAAAGCUUCCUCUCCUUGUUUACUACCAUGGAGGUGGGUUUUGUAUGGGGUCACCAUUCUGUGCCUAUUACAAUAGCUAUGUCACUUCCUUGGUUGCCAAGACAAAUGUGGUUGCUGUCUCUGUGGCUUAUAGAAAGGCUCCAGAGAACCCUCUCCCAAUUGGGUUUGAAGAUUCAUGGACCGCGCUCAAAUGGGUCGGGUCCCAUUUUGAGGGAAAAGGACCAGAUGAGUGGCUGAAUAACUAUGCUGAUUUUGGGAAAGUGUUCUUGGGUGGUGAUAGUGCUGGUGCUAAUAUAGCACAUCACAUGGGUUUGAGAAUUGGGUAUGAGGGUUUGGUUGGUGUGAAGCUCAAUGGGGUUGUUUUAGUGCAUCCCUAUUUUUGGGGGUCAGAACCACUUGGGGAUGAACCCACUGAGGCUGAGAAUAGAGCAAUGGCUGAAGGUAUAUGGAGGUUUGCAUUUCCGACCACCAGUGGGGCGGAUGAUCCGUUUAUAAACCCGGGUAAGGAUCCGAAAUUGGGGAAGCUGGCGGCGGAGAGAGUGCUGGUUUUUGUUGCUGAGAAGGAUGGGUUGAUGCAUAGGGGGUGGCAUUACAGUGAGUUGUUGAAGAAGAGUGAGUGGAGUGGGAGUGUGGAGGUUGUAGAGUCUAAGGGGGAGGAUCAUGUCUUUCACUUGAACAAUCCAACUGGAGAUAAUGCUGUGGCUCUGAUGAAGGAGAUUGUUUCCUUCAUCAAUGCCUGAAAUUGGGUUCUUUGUUUCUCCAUUGAUGAGGUAAUUUCUAGUCAGUUUGUAAUAACUUGUGCUGAAAGCAAACAUUGAUCUGAAUUGCUGUUUGUAAUAACUUGUCUAGCUACUGUCAUAAGUCAUUGCAUUCAGAAUUUAAAAUCAAUUCUU